AUGCGACGACGUCGCCAGCUCAUGCUUAGACUGGCCCUGAUCGGCUCCCUCCUUUUGGCCGCCAUCUUUCUCUUCUUCCCCUCAACGCGCCAGGCCGUACUACCUACGCUAUCUCUCGGCCUCUUNUCCGGAAGCCAGCAGCUUCAACUCGAGACUGUCCGCUACUACGAUCUCGCCAAUGUCCAAGGCACCGCCAGGGGCUGGGAGCGGGAAGAGAGGAUUCUCCUUUGUGCCCCUCUCAGAGACGCUUCUCCCCAUUUGCCAAUGUUCUUCUCUCAUUUGCGCAACUUGACUUAUCCUCACCACCUCAUCGACCUGGCCUUUCUGGUUGGUGACUCGAAAGACAACACUCUCACCCUACUCUCUGAUCUUUUGGCUCAACUUCAAGCCAGCGAGAAGGAUGGCAUGCCCUUUGGCGAGGUUUCGGUCAUCGAGAAGGACUUUGGACAAAAGGUUAACCAGGACGUCGAGAGUAGACACGGGUUUGCUGCCCAGGCUAGCAGAAGAAAGAGCAUGGCCCAAGCACGCAACUGGCUUCUGAGUGCUGCUUUGCGUCCCACACACAGCUGGGUCUACUGGAGAGAUGUCGAUGUUGAGACGGCGCCAUUCACAAUUUUGGAGGACUUGAUGAGACAUAAUAAGGACGUCAUUGUGNNCCCAGUAAGAAACCCUGCUUCGAAAACACAGCUUACCGUACUGACACGGUGGAAAGAUGUUUGGCGACCUCUGCCUGAUUGGCUCGGCGGUGAGCAACCUUACGAUCUCAACUCGUGGCAGGAGUCCGAGACCGCCCUAGCCUUGGCCGACACGCUAGACGAGGACGCCGUCAUUGUAGAGGGUUAUGCGGAAUAUGCCACCUGGCGACCUCACCUGGCCUAUUUGCGUGACCCCUACGGCGACCCGGAUAUGGAGAUGGAAAUCGACGGUGUUGGUGGUGUCAGUAUCCUGGCCAAGGCCAAGGUCUUCCGUUCAGGUGUCCAUUUCCCAGCCUUCAGUUUCGAGAAGCACGCCGAGACUGAAGGAUUUGGCAAGUACUCGGUCGUGGGUCUUCCCCAUUACACCAUCUGGCAUCUUUACGAGCCCAGCUUGGACGACAUCAGGCACAUGGAAGAGAUGGAGAAGGAGAGGAAAGCGCGCGAAGAAGAAGAGCUCAAGAACAAGGAGCGUAUGGACAAGAUCCAAUCCCAAUUUGAUGACACAGCCAGCGAAUGGGAGAAGGACAAGUCCGAAAUCGUCGACGCGCAAAAAGCAGCAGAUGCCGCGAAGAAUGUCGCCGGUGAUGUUAAGGACGCUGCUGGCAAUGUCAAAGAAGCGGCCAAGGAAGUGGCUGGAGAGGCCAAAGCUGCAGCGAAGGGCGCAGCCGAAGGUGUCAAAGACACUGCCAAAGGGCUAGCUGACAAGGCUGAAAAGGCAGCUGAAGCAGUGGUGAAAGACAAAGGCGCCGCGGCGUAG
Messenger RNA from Aureobasidium musti, 1452 nucleotides. The record is from the annotation of a GenBank genome assembly. NCBI's taxonomy places the organism in Eukaryota, Fungi, Ascomycota, Dothideomycetes, Dothideales, Saccotheciaceae.